Molecule: messenger RNA, 1061 nt
Organism: Humulus lupulus (European hop)
Lineage: Eukaryota; Viridiplantae; Streptophyta; Magnoliopsida; Rosales; Cannabaceae
Exons: 4
Coding region: 87-707 (206 amino acids)
Cellular component (GO): nucleolus
Molecular function (GO): RNA binding
Source: RefSeq, a predicted model, not a curated record
CACUGAAAGCCCAUUUAAGAAAGGACUCGUUUUUAGUUGAUGUCGUUCUCUGCGAUUCGGCACACACAAGACUCAGUAGAGCAACAAUGGAAAAAGAGGUCGAACGGCAACAGAUUCCGGCCGCUUCGUCGCGAAACCUCCACAUAAAGAAGAGGGUUCUCAAGAAUAAAGCUCUUGCCAUAAGCUUCGAUGAGAAGGAUCUCAGGAACUACGUGACAGGGUUUCAGAAGAGGAAGAAGAAGAGAAGAAAGCUUGCCCUACAACAGCAAGACGAGGCACUAAGGCGAAAGCGUAUUGAAGCCCGCAAGAAGAGGAAGCUAGAAAGAGAUUUUGUUUCGUUUGGUGGAGCUCCACCAGUCACAGAUUCAGCACCUGAUGGCAGCGAGGAGCACAAUGAGGAGGAAGAGGAUGAGGAUAGCGAGCCCAUUCCUUCUGUCUCUGGUACAACAAUCUACGACAACGGCGAUCUUCAAGUUUCAGUGACAACAAGCGAAAUCACUCGCGAGGAAGAUAUCAUUCCGAGUGUAAAGAUAGAAAGACCAUUAGUGCAGCCGAUUGCAGCUAGUCAAAAGCACAAGGUGCCUGUGACAAAGAAGAAACCGAUGAAGAGAGUUGUAAGACACAAAUCAAAGUCCAAGUCCAAGUCCGAAAAGAGAGGUGACAAAACUAAGGGAAGCAAAAGAAAAAAAAGCAAGAAUGGGCGGUAGCUGUGGAGGAACUUCCACAUGGUUUUGUUUAUUGGAUUGGUUAUAGCUUCUGGCAGUGCCUCCCUCAUACAGUUCUUAAAUGUGUGUGGCUGCAGUUCACGCAGUGGUAGCUAUCCAAAGACAAGUAAUUUUAGUUCAUGUUUUGUAUGGUUAAACUUGAACUAUAGUUUUAAUUUUUUUCUUAGAGAGAUUGAAAUCGAACUAUAGUUUUAGUUGAUGAUAUAAUGGAGCAAUAGUGUGGAUUUGUUCAACUCGUAUGUCACAUCCAUUUCAGAGACAUGUGUCAUGACUAUAUACAAACAACACAUAUGGGGUCCUCACUAAAAUACACCGUACAGAAUUUUCUUCGUGUUA